UCGACGCAUUGAAUCAUAUCACGAUAAGUAUAACACAUUGAAGAGUUCCGCGUUUAGUCCACAUGUCGCGUAAAGUUAGUGUUACGGAUCGCAGCAGCAGGAGCCUUUUCACAACACUGGCAGCAGCAGCCUUGAAUGACAACAACAAUAGUAUAUUAGUCGCCCGAUAAACAAGAUGGCUCCGCAAAGUAGCGUGGAGGAGUUGAUCACUUAUUUUAAAUCGCACAACAAAGUGCGUGAACAACAGAGUCAUACUGCCAAAGUUCAUAGUGUCGGUUGGAAUUGCGACGGAAAACUUCUGGCAUCGGGUUCAUUCGACAAAUGUGUUUGCAUAUUUUCACUGUCACCCGAUCGUUUGAAACAAGAAACUACAUUCAGAGGUCAUGGUGGAAGUGUAGACCAGUUAUGUUGGCAUGCAUCAAAUCCAGAACUUUUAUCAACGGCUAGUGGUGACAAAACAGUAAGGAUAUGGGAUACUAGAACUCAAAAAAGUACUGCAACUAUUAGUACCAAAGGUGAAAACAUCAAUAUUUCAUGGUCUCCCGAUGGCAACACUAUAGCAGUUGGUAAUAAAGAAGAUCUUGUUACAUUUAUUGAUGCUCGGGCUAUGAAAAUAAAACACGAAGAGCAAUUCAAUUUUGAAGUGAAUGAAAUAUCUUGGAACAAAGAUUCUGAUACUUUUUAUUUAACUAAUGGUCAAGGUUGUGUGCAUAUUUUAAGUUACCCCAGUUUGGAACUACUACAUGUUAUUAAAGCUCAUCCAGGAACAUGUAUUUGUAUUGAAUUCGAUCCAACUGGUCGUUACUUUGCAACUGGUUCAGCAGAUGCUUUGGUUUCUCUGUGGGAUGCUGAUGAAUUGUGUUGCUUGAGAACUUUUUCUAGAUUAGAUUGGCCAGUUAGAACAAUUUCAUUUUCACAUGAUGGGAAAUUAUUAGCGGCUGCUUCUGAAGAUUUAAUUAUAGAUAUUGGUGAAGUAGAAACUGGAGAAAAAGUUACUGAUAUUCCUGUAGAAGCUGCAACUUUUACAGUUGCUUGGCAUCCCAAACAAUAUUUACUUGCAUUUGCCUGUGAUGAUAAAGAUAGUUAUGAUAGAAAACGAGAUGCAGGUAGCUUAAAAGUGUUUGGAUUUCCUAAUGAAAAUUAAUUCUUGAAUUUUCAAUUUUGUAACUUGACAUAAACAUAACAAACUAAGUUUUAAUCUUUGCACUAACAAAUAAUUUGUAUAAAUGAAAAUUAAAACCUUAAUGAUAAUUAUAAUAUAAUUUUUUUAUAAGUA
Molecule: messenger RNA, 1276 nt
Organism: Trichogramma pretiosum
Lineage: Eukaryota; Metazoa; Arthropoda; Insecta; Hymenoptera; Trichogrammatidae
Gene: tex
Product: THO complex subunit 3
Exons: 2
Coding region: 176-1144 (322 amino acids)
Biological process (GO): mRNA export from nucleus
Cellular component (GO): THO complex part of transcription export complex
Molecular function (GO): protein binding
Source: RefSeq, a predicted model, not a curated record